Eurypyga helias (sunbittern) is the source of this 1287-nucleotide messenger RNA. RefSeq names its product multiple epidermal growth factor-like domains protein 10. The transcript has 9 exons. The annotation marks the transcript as partial. NCBI's taxonomy places the organism in Eukaryota, Metazoa, Chordata, Aves, Eurypygiformes, Eurypygidae. Gene Ontology annotation, biological process: apoptotic cell clearance. The record is from RefSeq and is a predicted model, not a curated record. Gene Ontology annotation, molecular function: Notch binding.
GCCUUCACUGUGACAGUGUCUGUGCUGAGGGACAGUGGGGCCCUAAUUGCUCAUUGUCUUGUUACUGCAAAAAUGGAGCAUCCUGCUCUCCAGAUGACGGAAUAUGUGAGUGUGCACCAGGGUACAGAGGCACCACUUGUCAGAGAAUUUGUUCCCCUGGGUUUUAUGGACACCGCUGCAGCCAGACGUGCCCCCAGUGUGUACACAGCAGUGGUCCCUGCCACCAUAUUACUGGCUUAUGUGACUGCUUACCUGGAUUUACAGGAGCCCUCUGUAAUGAAGUGUGUCCCAGUGGCAGAUUUGGCAAAAACUGCAUUGGAAUAUGCACCUGCACCAAUAAUGGAACAUGUAAUCCUAUUGAUAGAUCCUGUCAGUGUUACCCUGGCUGGAUUGGUAGUGACUGCUCUCAGCCUUGCCCACCUUCCCACUGGGGACCAGACUGCAUCCACACAUGCAACUGCCAUAAUGGAGCUUACUGCAGUGCCUAUGAUGGGGAGUGCAAAUGUACCCCUGGAUGGACUGGCCUUUACUGUACACAAAGAUGUCCCUUAGGGUUUUAUGGGAAAGACUGUGUGUUGGUAUGCCAAUGUCAGAACGGAGCCGACUGUGACCACAUCAGUGGGCAGUGCACCUGCCGCACAGGGUUCAUGGGGAAGCACUGCGAGCAAAAAUGUCCUCAAGGUACUUAUGGGUAUGGAUGCCGGCAGAUCUGUGACUGUCUGAACAACUCCACCUGUGACCACAUAACGGGAAUAUGUUACUGCAGCCCAGGCUGGAAAGGGGCCAGGUGUGAUCAAGCUGGUGUAAUUAUAGUGGGAAACUUGAACAGUUUAGGCCGCACCAGUUCUGCCAUCCCUGCUGAUUCUUACCAUAUAGGGACUAUAGCAGGCAUCAUCAUUCUUGUCCUACUUUUGCUUUUCCUGCUGGUGCUGUUCAUCAUUUACAGACAUAAACAGAAAGGAAAAGAAACAAAUAUGCCCGCAGUGACCUAUACCCCUGCUAUGAGAGUCAUCAAUGCAGAUUACACCAUUUCAGACACCAUACCUCACAGUAAUGGUGGAAAUGCUAACAGUCACUAUUUCUCUAACCCAAGUUAUCAUACUUUAACUCAAUGCUCUACCCCUUCUCAUGUCAACAGUAUGGACAGACUGACCCUGGCAAAGGCAAAAAACAAUCAGCUAUUUGUGAACCUUAAAAAUGUGGAACCUGGAAAAAGAGGCACCAUCAUGGACUACACAGGAACACUGCCUGCAGACUGGAAACAUGGUGGCUACCUCAAUGAGCUUG